GACCGAGUAGGAGAAUAAAGAAAGCGCAGGAGGAGGAGGAGAGAGAAAGAGGCCAGCAUCAGCCGAGCGUCCGGCCAGCGCCGAGCCUUCGGAUAUCCCGGGAAUCAUUGGUAGAGGGUUCCGAAGAUCCCGUAGCGGUGGAUCCCGCAGCACCUCCCCUGAGCGGAUAAGCCCAGAGCCUCGGCGGCGAGAUCAAAGCCACGAUGCCGCUACUUUUCGUUUGAGAGUGGACUUAUACGAUGCAAGUGGAGACGUCCUCCUGAUCGCACGGCUGACACUGGAGCGAAGCGCAGGGCUGUAUUAUGGACAGACAUAGUGGGAACAUUGAGGGACUGAGGACGGAUUGCUGGGACCUGCCACCCCUGCUGCAGGGCUAGAAGGAAAUGGCCCAGAAACAGGGGUCCAUCAUGCUUGUUUGGAGACCUGCCGCAACCUGUGGAUUUGACCGGGAACUGUGAGCACUAUCCUUCGCCCAAUGUGGGAGUGUCCAGGGAAGGUUGUCUGUGUUGUGUUGCCAUGGGGACCCCCACCCAGGAUGUCACGUUGGAGAAUGGGGACGUGAGGGUCUUUCUGUGCUGAGGUCCCCAAGGAUAUAUGAACAGACCCAUGACCUAACUGGACACCAUUUAUUUAUUUUUGAGCAAUCCAUUGAUAUAUUGCCGCAGUUAUUUACAUAUAUAGUUUUAGGUCCCAUUUAUGUGUCCCUGAGUUAGCUGGCAGUUGCUAAAGUUAGCUUUUCACCGUUCACCGUCUAUGGAGCUGUUUGCAUAAGCCACCGUGCCCCCCCCCCAUGCGAUGACACCCCAGGCCAUCUGUAAGCCAUGGCAUCGCAUCCACCCCCCCUCUUCCUCCACGACUUUGAGCUGGGCGGGCGUUUCGUGGACUUGCGUCCGCUAGGCUCUGGCUCCACGGGGCCGGUGCUGUCGGCCGUGGACCGGCGCAGCGGGCAGCGAGUGGCAGUAAAGCGGCUGCCCAUGCGUGACGCCGUGUCUGUCAAGCGGGCAUUACGCGAGGUCAAGAUCACGCGGCGCUUGCGGCACGACAACGUGGUGGCUGUGCACGAGGUGCUGGGCCCACGGGGGCAGGUGCUGCGCCCCGGUGCCAUCUGCCUGCCCGCCCUCUAUGUGGUGCAGGAGUGCAUGCAGACGGACCUGGCGCGACUACUGGAGGACGGGCCGCUGCCUGCUGGACACGCCACGCUGCUUUUCUACCAGCUGCUGCGUGGCCUCAAAUUCAUCCACUCAGCCAAUGUGCUGCACCGUGAUCUCAAGCCCGCCAACAUCUUCGUCAACGUAGACCAGUUGAUGCUGAAGAUCGGCGAUUUUGGUCUGGCCCGCAUCGUCGACCCCCGCUACUCGCACAAGGGAUACCUGUCCGAGGGGCUGGUGACAAAGUGGUAUCGCUCUCCUCGGCUGCUGCUCUCCCCUAACAACUACACCAAGGCUAUCGACAUGUGGGCGGCUGGCUGCAUCCUGGCCGAGAUGCUGACUGGACGCAUGCUCUUCGCAGGGGCCCAUGAACUGGAGCAGAUGCAGCUGAUUCUGGACACGGUACCGGUGUUGAGAGAGGAAGAUCAGCAGGAACUACUGAAAGUCAUGCCCUCCUACAUCAGCCAGGGCUGGGAGGUCAAGAGGUCACUGCGAGAGCUGCUUCCCGAGGUGGAUGUGGAGGCUGUCGACUUCCUUGAGCGGAUCCUGACCUUUAACCCCAUGGACCGGCUGACGGCAGAGGACGCCCUUUCCCAUCAUUUCCUGCGGCAGUACUCCUGUCCUGAGGACGAGCCCACAUCACUGCACCCUUUCCGCAUCGAGGACGAGCUGGAUGAGGGCCUGGUUACUGGGCAGGACUUUGACUACGCCUCACAGUGGGAGUGUGACAGCCAAACCACACACUGGGACAGGUUUGAGGCCAGCCUCUCCUCAGAACCCAGCUGGAGGCAGUCGGGCCAAGUGGAAGGAGUGUCAGGCUUGGGGGAGGAGGGAGAGGAGGUGCAGAGGGACCCACGGGCGGAUCCUAGGCCUCCUCUGGAAGAGGCACAGGUGGAUCCCCGCAAGUACUCGCACAGCAGCUCCGCGGAGCGCUUCCUGGAGCACUCGCACUGCUCCCUGGAACGUGCCGGGGGCAGCCACGGCGAGCUGGACUGCGGCCGCUCCUGCGACUACAAGGUGGGCUCACCCUCCUACCUGGACAAGAUGGCAUGGCGCGAGGGCAAGCCGCAGCACUACUCGGAGCCUAAGCUCAUCCUGGACCUGUCGCACUGGAAGCAGAGCAACCAGCAGCCAGUGGGGGGUGGCCUGGGGGAGCCCCCAGCAGAGGCCCCGGCAGACCUCUUCCUGGAGAUUUCCCGCUGGGUGGAAAGCACACAGUCCCGCCUGCACUCCCCCACCCCCAGUCCGCUUCAGGACUUCCUCUCCCUACCCAGGUCACCCCCACUACCUCUGUCACCCACCCUGCACCCCCUGACCCCCACUCAUUGUCCAGUUCCUGAGCACAAGCCCCACCGGAGCAGAAUCAGCCCUCGUUCGUCGUCCUCCUCGCCCCCAUCUCUGUUACCCUUCUCCCCCUCCUCCCCACCUCCACUCUCCCCCCGAAUCCCUCCUACCUCCACCUGCCAUAUUGCUAGCCCCGCACCCUCAGAGACAGUCUCGUCCCAAGGGGCGGAGUCACAGUUCGACCUGGAUGCCUUCAUCUCUCACGCCCUCAAGCUGUGCGGACAGACGGAGGAGCUGGAGGAUAGGGGGGACACAACCAGGCCGGCGGACAUCAACGGAGUGCCCAAGCUUGCAGACUGCCCCCCGCCCCCCCCCUCAACCCCUGCACCGGGAAUGCUCAAGGCACAGAACUACCAGAAGGAGCACUGGUAGCCCCAACACAUGGACACCUGCUCUCUCUAGGGACUGAGUUCCCCUGCUUUGAAGUGCUGCAGCAGUUGGCAUUCACCAUGCUAUUAGCCGUUAGCUAACAUCCACUGGGCAGGACACCAGUGAGCCCACCCAAGGGCAGCUUACUAGAUAGCCUUCUUCUAGAUACCAAUAGCCUUCCCAUGGACACCAGCAAGCCUGCCCAGGUUUCUGGGUGCAGAUUAUCUCUUCCACGUCUUGGGCUGUAAGUGACAGUGGCUCGUCACCGGGGUGGGAUCCUCACAGUAGCUCGUGGCCCUCAACAGGUGUGAGGAACUGCACGAAGGAUCAUUCUGAGGCAAGGGGGUAACCUUCAGUUUCCAGACUGGCAUUGAAAGCAGGCAUAACCAGGACAGGUUACACACAAGAACUCAACAGGCAUCUUAUAGUUUUGCACAAUCACCCGUGGAAGCUAUGUAGGAAAAAUGUAGGCGGCUAGAAAGGCAUAAAGUUUCCUGGGUUAUAGUCUAUCAACAUAAUAACCCAUAUUUUUCAUUGUUUAGAAUGAAUGCAGUGAAAAAAACGGACCACAACAGCACUUGAAAUAGUUCCAGGUUUCUCGGCUACUCAUUGUGAACAUCCCCUUGGUAUACUUGCCACAGAAAUAAGCUGGUAAUAACUUGCCCCUUGACCUUCAUGACUGUUUUGGAAGACUGUUCUGGUUCUGGUGGGUGGAGCCCCAUUAGCAGGUAGACUUUAAUCACACGGGCAGCCAGGCAUGUUCUGGGACUGACAGCGUAAGUGAGGGUCACUUGUAGGAUGGGUUUGCCGGGUUGUUUCGAUCUCUCCUAGUGCUUCCCCUUAUCGCUGGGCUCUCUCACCAACAGCAUGACGUAUAUGAUUGUACAGAUGCUGUUUGUUUUCCUGUCAGUUUGAGUUUUCUAACAGAUUAAUGACGUUUAAUAAAAUUUGCCAACGGCUUAA
Paramormyrops kingsleyae is the source of this 3824-nucleotide messenger RNA. RefSeq names its product mitogen-activated protein kinase 4 (gene mapk4). Gene Ontology annotation, molecular function: MAP kinase activity; ATP binding. NCBI's taxonomy places the organism in Eukaryota, Metazoa, Chordata, Actinopteri, Osteoglossiformes, Mormyridae. Gene Ontology annotation, biological process: protein phosphorylation. The record is from RefSeq and is a predicted model, not a curated record.